AUGCCUCCCUCCCAGUUCUUGCAGAUUCAGGAAAGAUUGGUGACAUGCAAGUGUGUCCCCCACAAGUUGGCAUUUGAUCUACAGGCCGAUCGUCUGCUGUACAGACACAAAGUUAACGCCUCAAACUAUAUCGCUACAUCGCUGUUUAUAACUCCUGUGGUUGACGUCAGAUCUGACUGCCGCGACACGUUCGUGUACGUCGCCGAUGUCUCCGGCUUCGGUCUCCUCGUGGUUGAUGUCCACCGCGACAGGUCCUGGAGAGUAACUCAUCGACAUUUCUUCCCAUACCCUUCACACGGAACAUUUACAAUUGACGGUGAAAGCUUCGACUUGAUGGAUGGAGUCCUCGGGAUGGCUCUGUCACCUCAUCUACCACCAAACGGUGAAUGUUUCGUGUACUUCCAUGCACUGGCAUCUACCAGCGAAAACGUUGUCCGGACAAGUAUACAUCGCAAUGACUCCUUCUUAAGGGAUUCCAAUGCUGAUCCUAAUUCUAUUAAUGUUUUUCCCGAAAAGAGACCGAAUCAAUCUGCAGCAGAAGCAAUGAAUAAAGAUGGAAUCUUAUUCUUUGGCUUGAUGGAACCACCGAGUAUUUGGUGUUGGAACUCUGCAACUGAAUUCGGUCCCAAGAACUUCCAUCAAAUUGCCAUGAACAGAGAAACUUUACAAUUUGCAAGUGGUUUGAAGAUCAUUAAGAAUGUCAAAGGCGAAGAAGAACUCUGGGUUCUAACUUCAAGUUUUCAGAGAGUAAUGACGGGAAGCCUGAAUUCAAAUAGAGUCAACUUUAGGAUUCAUGCAGAAAAGAUUGCCAACAUUCUAGAGGAUUCCCUCUGUUUAGCGCCCCCAAAGGAUCGUGCGCAUGCCCAUCAUGCCAAUUCUAUAUUGAAAAAUGUCCCCAGACAACACUGGAAAUAUGGAGCUGUAGCAUAUCUCAAAUCAAUCAAAAAUUCAAGCGCUGUCAAAUCGAUUACACAAAAAAUUCAAACUGCAGCAUUGGCCAUAAUCCAAUUACAUAGUGGAUGA
Leptidea sinapis is the source of this 1023-nucleotide messenger RNA. RefSeq names its product protein yellow-like. The transcript has 5 exons. The coding region runs from base 1 to 1023 and encodes 340 amino acids. Lineage: Eukaryota; Metazoa; Arthropoda; Insecta; Lepidoptera; Pieridae. Gene Ontology annotation, cellular component: extracellular region. The record is from RefSeq and is a predicted model, not a curated record.